Molecule: messenger RNA, 2545 nt
Organism: Cyclopterus lumpus (lumpfish)
Lineage: Eukaryota; Metazoa; Chordata; Actinopteri; Perciformes; Cyclopteridae
Gene: etfdh
Product: electron transfer flavoprotein dehydrogenase
Exons: 13
Coding region: 217-2085 (622 amino acids)
Biological process (GO): electron transport chain
Cellular component (GO): mitochondrial inner membrane
Molecular function (GO): iron-sulfur cluster binding; electron-transferring-flavoprotein dehydrogenase activity
Source: RefSeq, a predicted model, not a curated record
GCCACCGGGGCGCAGCAGUAGCGCAGCUUUGUGACGCUCUCCAACGUCUGUGUUAUGAGACCUAUUUCGUGGGGUAUCUUGGCUCCACGUUGGUUUUUCCAGCAGGGUGACACGAGCUGUCCGCGAGCUGUGACGUUGGGGACACCGACACGUCUCUUCGGCUGAAUAAGAAUAAAGAGAAACAACUUUCUGGCGUCCUGUGAGCGAAAAAUAAUAAUGUUUCCAGCGAGCAGAUACUCGAGUAAAGCCCACAGGUGCAUCAGGGCACUGAAGACGGCGCAGGGAGAGCAUGCUGCCCCUCCGCUGUACACGACACUAAACAGACGGGCGUGCUCUUCGGUGUCAACACCCCGCAUCACCACACACUACACCAUCCAUUCCCGGGAUAAAGAUCCAAGAUGGGAAGGGAUCGAAAUGGAGAGGUUUGCCGAUGAGGCAGAUGUGGUGAUCGUAGGUGGGGGCCCUGCCGGUCUUUCAGCAGCCAUUCGUCUGAAGCAGCUAGCCAAUGAACACGAGAAGGAGCUGCGAGUGUGCCUCGUGGAGAAGGCCUCUCAGAUUGGAGCACACACCCUGUCAGGAGCCUGUCUGGAGCCCACUGCCCUUGACGAACUCAUUCCAGAUUGGAAGGAACGAGGGGCACCUUUGAACACACCAGUGACUGAAGAUGUGUUCAGCAUUUUAACGGAGAAAUACAGAAUCCCUGUCCCCAUUUUGCCAGGGCUGCCUAUGGGAAACCAUGGUAACUACAUCGUGAGGCUGGGGAACUUUGUGCGCUGGCUCGGGGAGCAGGCCGAGGAGCUGGGAGUGGAGCUGUACCCUGGUUAUGCUGCAGCUGAGGUUUUGUUUCACGAAGACGGAAGUGUAAAAGGAAUUGCCACCAAUGAUGUAGGCAUCGCCAAAGAUGGCUCCCCGAAGGAUGUUUUCGAGCGAGGAAUGGAGCUCCACGCUAAAGUCACAAUGUUUGGAGAGGGCUGCCACGGCCACUUGGCCAAGCAGCUUUACAAGCAAUUCAACCUGCGGGAGAACUGUGAACCCCAGACCUACGCCAUCGGCCUGAAGGAGGUGUGGGCGAUCGAUGAGAAGAAGUGGAGGCCGGGCCGAGCGGAGCAUUCUGUGGGCUGGCCCCUGAACAGACUCACAUAUGGAGGAUCCUUCCUGUACCACCUGAAUGAGGGAGAGCCGCUGGUGGCGUUGGGCUUUGUGGUUGGUCUGGACUACACCAACCCGUACCUGAGCCCCUUCAGGGAGUUCCAGCGCUGGAAGCAUCACCCCUUCGUGGCCGCCACGCUGGAGGGCGGCAGCAGGAUCGCGUACGGAGCCCGAGCGCUGAACGAGGGCGGAUCGCAGUCCAUCCCAAAGCUGACUUUCCCCGGAGGGCUGCUGAUUGGCUGCAGCCCCGGCUUUAUGAACGUGCCAAAGAUCAAAGGCACCCACACGGCGAUGAAGAGCGGCAUGCUGGCCGCGGAGGCCGUGUUCCCCAAAGUCACCGCCGAGGGCCUGGAUUCAGAGACGGCAGGCCUCCAUGCGCCCGAGUACGCUGAGACUUUGAAGAAGUCGUGGGUGUGGAAAGAGCUUCACGCGGUCCGAAACAUCCGGCCGUCCUUCCACAAUUACUUUGGCCUGUACGGCGGCAUGGCCUACACCGGAGUCUUCUACUGGAUCUUCAGAGGGAAAGAGCCAUGGACACUCAAACACUGUGGCCUCGACGCAGACCAGCUGAAACCGGCCAAAGAGUGCACGCCGAUCGAAUACCCGAAGCCCGACGGCAAGCUCAGCUUUGACCUGCUGUCCUCUGUGGCCCUGAGUGGCACCAACCACGAGGGGGACCAGCCCGCCCACCUGACCCUCAAGAGUGACAGCGUCCCGGUCCAAAGGAACCUGGCCAUAUACGACGGACCUGAGCAGCGCUUCUGCCCCGCAGGUGUGUACGAGUACGUUCCCCUAGAAACGGGAGACGGGAUGAGGUUGCAGAUUAACGCUCAGAACUGCGUCCACUGUAAGACCUGCGACAUCAAGGACCCGAGCCAAAACAUCAACUGGGUGGUGCCCGAGGGCGGCGGCGGACCGGCCUACAACGGGUUGUGAACAUUGUGUUUUUUAAGAAAGAGAACUGAUCGCAGCACUCGCCAGUUAUGGCCAUCAAGUCAGAGUACGCAACAGAGAAUAAUCUAUAUAGCGGUUUGCGAGCAUCAAGAAAAUCUCAAAAGCAUUGAUAUUAAAAGUGUAUUAGGUUUUUAACAGUUGGUUAGUUUAAAAAUGAAUGUUAUGAUACUGGACCGUAUAAUAAAGCUAGGUCAGUUUCCAAGUUUGUUGCUGUAAACAACUGCUGUAAAAUCCACAAUGGGCAUUUAAAGUGGCUACUUGCUUUAACAGUUAAUAUAUAUAUUUCCUUCCAAGACCUUUCUGUAAAUGAACAAGGCGUUUUCAAACGAAGGUUUAUAUCAGCAUUUAUUCUAGGUAUGUUUGGACAGCAUUUCAUCCACACAGUAUUGUACAUUAAAUGAUAACAUCGCAGUAAUGAAUAAAGAACUCUUGAAAAGGAUCA